Messenger RNA from Abrus precatorius (Indian licorice), 1433 nucleotides. Its product is annotated as metacaspase-5-like. The record is from RefSeq and is a predicted model, not a curated record. Gene Ontology annotation, biological process: proteolysis. The transcript has 2 exons. NCBI's taxonomy places the organism in Eukaryota, Viridiplantae, Streptophyta, Magnoliopsida, Fabales, Fabaceae. The coding region runs from base 171 to 1433 and encodes 420 amino acids. Gene Ontology annotation, molecular function: cysteine-type endopeptidase activity.
CAAUCACCAACCAGUGUAAACAAUGAAACAGAUGCAAGUAAAAACAAAAAAGAUAGAGCAAAUGUUAAUAUAAAACACAAACAAACACUCUUUCGUGAAUUUAGAGGAAGAAAGAAAGGCAAAGUCGCACCUGGUUUUCUUUGGUAGUUGAGAAAGGGAGUGAGAUUUCAAUGGCGAAAAAAGCAGUGCUGAUUGGAAUCAACUACCCAGGAACGAAGGCGGAGCUGAGAGGGUGCAUAAACGACGUGUGGAGGAUGCACAGGUGUCUGAUCCAUCGAUACGGCUUCUCGGAAAACGACAUCACCGUUUUGAUUGACACGGACAAGUCCCACACGGAGCCUACGGGGAAGAACAUUCGGUCAGCGUUGACCAGGUUGAUACGAUCGGCGAAACCAGGGGACGUGUUGUUCGUUCAUUACAGUGGACACGGUACUCGCCUCCCUGCGGAAACUGGAGAGGAUGAUGACACUGGCUACGAUGAAUGCAUUGUUCCUUCCGAUAUGAACCUCAUCACUGAUGAUGAUUUCAGGGAAUUUGUAGACGGGGUACCUAGAGACUGUAAGCUCACAAUUGUAUCAGAUUCUUGCCACAGUGGUGGUUUAAUUGACGGAGCUAAGGAGCAGAUAGGAGAGAGUACAAAGGGAGAAGGGCACCAUUCUGGCUCUGGUUCUGGCUCUGGCUUUGGAUUGUCAAGCUUCCUUCGUCAUACUGUGGAAGAUGCCAUCGAGUCUCGUGGAAUUCAUAUCCCCUCAGCAUUGCGCCGUCGUGGACACAACAAUGAUGAUGAAACCGAAGCUAGAAACAUUGAACCUUCACAACAACACGGCUAUGUAAAAAAUAGGUCAUUGCCACUUUCUACCGUCAUCGAUAUACUCAAGCAGAAAACUGGGAAAGAUGAUAUAGAUGUUGGGAAAUUGAGACUUUCGCUUUAUGAUAUUUUUGGGGAAGAUGCUAGCCCAAAAGUAAAGAAAUUCAUGAAGGUUAUCUUGAAUAAGCUCCAACAUGGGGAUAGUGGGAGUGAAAAACAUGGUGGAAUCUUGGGGUUGGUGGGUAGUCUUGCCCAAGAGUUUCUGAAGCAAAAGCUGGAUGCAAACGAUCAUGGGUAUACAAAACCUGCCAUGGAGACGAAUGUAGAAAGCAAAUAUGAGGCAUAUGCUGGAUCAACCAAGUCCGGUCUUCCAGAUGGUGGAAUUCUGCUGAGCGGUUGUCAGACUGACCAAACUUCUGCUGAUGCAAGUCCUUCAGGAAAUUCUGCCAAUGCUUAUGGAGCUUUUAGCAAUGCAAUACAAGCUAUCGUUCAGGAGACGGAUGGUACAAUCACAAAUCAAGAGCUUGUUUUGAAAGCAAGAAAGAAGCUGAAGAGUGGAGGUUUCACUCAACAACCGGGCCUCUAUUGCAGUGAUGACCAUGUUCAUGGCCAUUUUGUGUGCUGA